Ilex paraguariensis (yerba mate) is the source of this 693-nucleotide messenger RNA. NCBI's taxonomy places the organism in Eukaryota, Viridiplantae, Streptophyta, Magnoliopsida, Aquifoliales, Aquifoliaceae. The record is from the annotation of a GenBank genome assembly.
AUGAAAGUGAAGGUGCUUGCAGGAAGCAAUGGGGUUCUAGAAAAGAAUGGAAUUGGGAUUUGGGUGGAGAGAGAUACUAGUGGGUUUCACCAGAUUAUUUCAUGCAUAAUGCAGUCCAUGAAUUUUGCAAAUCCAGUUCUGCCAAACAGCAUGAAAUAUCAAGUUCUUAAACUCUACAAACUAGGAGCAAGAGCAUUCUGGAUACAUAAUACAGGUCCAAUUGGCUGCCUGCCUUAUCUGGCGCUAACUUAUCCGCCAAAGCCUGGCAAUAGAGAUCAAAAUGGUUGUGUGAAGUCCUACAAUGAGGUGGCUCAAGAGUUCAACAAGCAGCUUAAGGAAAGGGUGUACAAAUUACGAACCCAACUUAAAGAUGCACAACUUACAUUUGCCGACAUCUAUUCAGUUAAAUACUACCUGAUCAGCCAUGCAAAGGAGCAUGGAUUUGCUAGUCCUCUUGGGUAUUGCUGCGGACACAUUGAGGAUUAUUAUGUUGAAUGUGGGGACACAGCAAUAGUGAACGGAACUGAAGUUUAUGGGGCUGCUUGCUGUAAUCCAUCUGAAUACAUCAGCUGGGAUGGCGUACAUUAUACCGAAGCUGCUAAUAUAUGGGUAGCCAACCACAUUCUUGAUGGCUCAUUCACUGAUCCUCAGAUUCCGAUCAAAGAAGCAUGUCAGAANCUAAUAUAUGGGUAG